GGGCGACAACUUGUGGAGCGGAUUUUUGGUAGACAUCGCUACACGCCAAAACAUAAACAAACAAUACUAAACGUCUGUGAUUGACGAGCCAUAUAAGUAUUGGUCCAGCGCACGAGUUGUUGCACGUUUCCACCGGAGGGCGCCGGCGGUAUGAUAUCCGCGGAUGACACGAUCGCGGUUGACGUCGGCUCGUUUUGGGAGGUCGGGAACUACCGGCGGACAGUCAAGCGCGUGGACGAUGGUCACCUUGCGUGUAAGGAGUUUGUGCAGAUGGUGAAGGAGCGGUGCGACAUAGAGCAGAAGUAUGCCACCCUGCUGAAGGAACACGGAGAGAGGUGGAAGAAGAAGCUUGACCACGGCGCCACAUACGGAACAACAAAGUCUGCGUGGAAGGGCAUGCUCAAGGAGGAAGAGGAUCUGCAUGACAUUCACAUGGAGGUGCGAGACAACCUGACGGACCAGGUCGCCGUGACGGUGAAGAACUGGCAGAAGGAGAACUACACGAAGCAGACGAUACCUCGAGGCUACCACACGAGACAGGCGAAGGAGAUGGAGGAAAACUUCAAGAGGAAGGACAAGUUGAAGGAGAGAGUGGAGAAGCUGGCAGAUGAGAGCGCGCGCACAAAGCUGAAGUACGAGCAGACGAUCAAGGAACUCAACAACAUGAACGCGGGUUACAUGGAGGACAUGCGACAGGUGUUCGAACACUGUCAGUCUAUGGAGCAGAAACGAAUCGACUUCUUCAAGAAGGCCAUGCUGGAUGUACACCGAUGUCUGAAUCUCGACGGCAGCCCCAAAAUCAAAAUGGCGUACGUGGACAUGCAAGUGGCGACUGAGGUUGCUGACAGUCACCUAGAUGCAAAGUACUGGUCUGACAACUACGGCGUUGGCAUGGCGAUGAACUGGCCGGUGUUUGAGGAGUUUGAUCCGGACGCGCCCGUCACGUCGACCGCCUCCAGGAAGUCUCGCUUCAUGGGGGGCGCGGGGAACGAGGGAGCGCUGCUAGCGCCCAGCAACUCCAAGUUAGCCACCAUCACUCAGAAAUCCCCUGCGGGAACGUUCUUCCGUAAGAUCCUAGCUCCCAAAAACCCCUUUGGGGAUGAGAACGCCGACGAAGACAGCGAACCUGAGGAUGUGCUGGCGCCCUCUGUUGAGGAGGAGAGCAUGAGGACGAGUGCGCUACCAGAGGUGUCCGUCCGUCUGAACAAGACUUUCGUGCCAAAGAACCCGUUUGAUAGCGACAUGAGUAGUGAGGAGGAAGAAACUGUGCGAGCGACGCGCUACCACAAGGUGGCGCCCUCGCCUGACCCACCGCGCAAGGUGGCGCCCUCGCCUGACCCACCGCGCAAGGUGGCGCCCUCGCCUGACCCACCGCGCAAGGUGGCGCCCUCGCCUGACCCACCGCGCAAGGUGGCGCCCUCGCCUGACCCACCGCGCAAGGUGGCGCCCUCGCCUGACCCACCGCGCAAGGUGGCGCCCUCACCCUCGCCCUCGAGUGAGACAGCAUCUUCGCCGGAAACGCCGCCCGAGAUGCCGCGUAAAGUGGCGCCCCCGCCGCCAUCGCCGCCGCCAAAGUACGAUACGUUGCACGGAGCCUGCAUGCACCGGGCGAAUCUCGUGACACACUGCCACCACCUGCUGGUUGACCUUGCGGCCUGA
Molecule: messenger RNA, 1659 nt
Organism: Priapulus caudatus
Lineage: Eukaryota; Metazoa; Priapulida; Priapulimorpha; Priapulimorphida; Priapulidae
Product: protein kinase C and casein kinase substrate in neurons protein 2-like
Biological process (GO): plasma membrane tubulation; regulation of endocytosis; cytoskeleton organization
Cellular component (GO): endosome; cytoplasm; plasma membrane
Molecular function (GO): phospholipid binding
Source: RefSeq, a predicted model, not a curated record